Messenger RNA from Prorocentrum cordatum, 1524 nucleotides. NCBI's taxonomy places the organism in Eukaryota, Dinophyceae, Prorocentrales, Prorocentraceae. The record is from the annotation of a GenBank genome assembly.
AAGCAGUGGCUGGUUCGAGCGUGCGGUGGUGGGUGGGCGGCUGCGCGGAACGCGCGGUAAUCCAUUUACAGGGCCGCUUGCCUUUCAUGAGUCGGUGACGUCUUUGUUGCAAGGCAACGUGCUGACUUGUGUGGGAGACCAUGCUGCUGCUGCUUGAGACGCCCGCUGGGUACGCUCUCUUCAGCCUGAAGAACAAGAAAUUGCUUAAGGCAGAUGCUGACAGCAUCUACGAGUCGUUUAAGUCGGAGGCGGAUGCUCAGCGCCAAGUGAGCCUCACGGCCUUCCAGAAGUUCGCGGACACCAAGGCGGCCAUGGAGGCCGCCACCGAGCUCACGGAGGGCACCAUGGGCAAGGGGCUCAAGAAGCUCCUGAAGAAGAACAUCGUGGACGCUGGCCUGGAGGAGAACCUGGCAGUGUUGGACAAGACCCUUGGCGUCAGCAUCAACAAGAAGCUGGGGAUCGAGGUGGCAGUCCUCAGUGACAGCGUGAAGGAGAUCAUGCGCGGCAUCCGCAUGCACAUGACCGCGCUGAUCGACGGCCUCGAGGAGAACGAGGUCAAGUCGAUGGCGCUGGGCCUCGCCCACACCCUGUCACGCUUCAAGCUGAAGUUCUCGCCGGACAAGGUGGACGUCAUGAUCAUGCAGGCGGUCGGGCUUCUCGAUGACCUGGACAAGGAAUUGAACAACUUCGCCAUGCGACUGCGCGAGUGGUACGGAUGGCACUUCCCCGAGAUGGGGAAGAUUGUCACGGAGAACCUCGCGUACGCGAAGGUUGUGAAGCUGAUGGGGUUGAAGACGUCCGCGAAGGAUACCGACUUCUCCAAGGUGGGCGUUCCCGACGAGAUCGCGGGGGAGGUGCCCGCGGGUGCUGCCGCCCUGCGGCACCGAGAUCACGGCCGAGGACCUGACCAACAUCCACACGCUCGCCGACCGGGUCGUCGAGCUCACCGAGUACAGGGGGUCCCUCGCGGAGCGCCCCUCCGCAUGAACGCCAUCGCGCCCAACCUCACCCACAUGGUGGGCGAGCUCGUGGGCGCCCGGCUGAUCUCGCAAGCGGGGUCGCUGAUGAGCCUGGCGAAGCACCCGUCCAGCACCGUCCAGAUCCUCGGCGCUGAGAAGGCCCUCUUCAGGGCUCUGAAGACGAAGAAGUCUACGCCCAAGUAUGGGCUCAUCUACCACGCGUCCCUGGUUGGCCAGUCGGCCCCCGCCCUGAAGGGCAAGAUCUCGCGCGUCCUCGCCGCGAAGCUCUCGCUGUGCUGCCGCGUCGACGCCCUGGGAGACCAGGUUGAGCCCACCCUGGGCAAGGAGUUCAAGGAUUACGUGGAGAAGCGGCUGUCGUCGCUGGAGGAGGGCGGCAUGCGCUCGCUCACCAAGGGCGUCAGCAGGCAGAAGGACGCCAAGAAGAAGGACAUCGUUGGAACUGCUCCGGCCAAGUAUUCCACGGAGGCAGACGCGGUGGAGGAGCCUGCUCCGAAGAAAAAGAAGAAGGCCGAUGCGGAAGAGGCCGCCGAGGAGGAGCCGCGCG